AUGGAACCCAUGCCAACUACCUCUCUUGCGCAACCCUUGCCAAUCCCACUUGCGCACCCUUUACUAGGCAGCACCUUGCCUCUCGACCAAUUGUAUCUGGGAUCAUACAUCGGCUCUGGAGGAUUCAGUGUCGUAUUUCGCGGAGUACAAGUCCACACAGGACAGGAGUACGCAGUCAAAGCGAUACCCUUCGCUCCAACUGGAACACCUCUCAACGCCCAGCAAAAGGCCGAGGCGUGCCUGCACUCGCGAGCAAGUGAACAUCCGAACGUUGUCAGGCUGCACAAGUAUUUCCUCCAUCAACAUGCCGGCGCAGAGUACCUGAUCCUUGUCAUGGAUCUCGUCCACGGAGGAGAUCUUCAUGCAAUGAUUUCCGCGGGGCGACUGGCUCAUAGACCUCAACACCUGCGACAUCUCUUCGGCCAGAUUUUGGAUGCAGUUACUCACUGCCAUGAAAAGGGCAUCUACCAUCGUGAUCUGUCAGCAGAGAAUUUCUUAUGCACACAGGAUCUCGCGAAGAUCUACCUCACCGACUUCGGGAUGGCGGCAGUGGAGCCUUAUUACCAACAUGUCGGACUAGGCAGCAUGGCCUACAUGAGUCCCGAAAUUCACCGCUCUGCUGAUCCUACGGCAUCGAUACACGCACCUUCGACCGAUGUAUGGGCUCUCGGCGUUCUUCUCGUCAUGCUCCUCACAGGGUCCGCGCCAUGGCGAUGUGCAACGAUAGGCGAUCCAGACUUUACUCUCUUUGCGACGGACCCGUCUGCGCUAUUCGUCCGUCACCGAAUGCCGUUACCCGUCGAAAUGUUGAUUCGGCGCGCUCUGGCUUGCAACCCAGGGGAGCGAAUAUCUCUCAGCGAGUUUCGGGCUGCGUUCUUCCUUCUCGACAACGAAGACCUGAUGCUACCCCGAGGGCCGAGCGAGGUUCCCUUGGCUCCUGCCAUACGUUUGUGGCGUGCAUCACCUGGACUGAUAUCAGACUCUGGCUCUGCGGACAGCUCCGAAUCUGCCACCAUCGACACGCCUAGUGGGUAUUCGUCACAGAACUCCUCGGUCAUGCUUUACAAGCUCUCGGAUUUCUGA
Molecule: messenger RNA, 1083 nt
Organism: Peniophora sp. CBMAI 1063
Lineage: Eukaryota; Fungi; Basidiomycota; Agaricomycetes; Russulales; Peniophoraceae
Source: the annotation of a GenBank genome assembly